AUGGCGAACGAGUGCCAUGAUGUGUUGGUGGGGGUACGGCGGCGGUCGCAAUGUGCUUGGGGAGGUCAAAGGAGGUGGGACGGGAGGAGAUGGCGGAGAUUCGCGCCUGGUUGGUCGAGGAAGUGUUGUUGUUGUGUAAGAGCCGGGCGGGGAAGGACGCGCUCAGGGAUGGCGGGGCCGUCGACGUUCUGGAGGGAUGGAAGGGGGAAGAGCAUGCACGCCGUAGUGGGCAUACUGGAUCGGCGGGAGACACUGGUAAUCUCGAGGCAAAUACCGCAUCGAUGCGCUUUUUGGUGGGAAGCCGUUUCGGUCGACCAAUAGAACGUGCACAACUGGAUUGUCAAGGGUAAUCAAACAGAGACUAUCCGAACCAAAUUCUUGAUAUUUGGUUCCGAUUUUUAGAUCGACACCAAAAAUUUGAUGAUUUGGUUGCACCGAUGGGGAUUUCAAUCGACAUCAAAUCAUCAAAUUUUGGUUGUUUGGGUAUUUGAUUCUACCGGUGGGGAUGCUCUUACAGAGAUAAACAUCGAUACAGUGACCCCCAAAGGUGGCGACCCGAAAUAGGCAUAAGGGUCACUGUACCGGAGGGGGUCACUGUAGUGGAGCAGGGUGCAGACGGCGCACAGACCCCAAAACAAAGGGGUGAAGUCCAUCUUACAGGCCUGACAACAUAAAUGGCGAAUAAAAAUGGGGCUCGCAAACAUAAAAUGCCACGUUAAGCUGGCGCGAAAAGAAA
Chondrus crispus (carragheen) is the source of this 736-nucleotide messenger RNA. RefSeq lists its product as hypothetical. The record is from RefSeq and is a predicted model, not a curated record. Bases 1 to 321 code for a protein of 106 amino acids. Lineage: Eukaryota; Rhodophyta; Florideophyceae; Gigartinales; Gigartinaceae. The transcript has 2 exons.